Messenger RNA from Gymnodraco acuticeps, 1327 nucleotides. RefSeq lists its product as uncharacterized. The transcript has 2 exons. Gene Ontology annotation, molecular function: nucleic acid binding. The record is from RefSeq and is a predicted model, not a curated record. Bases 105 to 938 code for a protein of 277 amino acids. NCBI's taxonomy places the organism in Eukaryota, Metazoa, Chordata, Actinopteri, Perciformes, Bathydraconidae.
UUUCAUAUGUGGGAGUAGAUGUAUUCGGGCCUUGGGAGGUGGUCUCUCGCCGUACCAGAGGAGGGCAAGUCAACAGUAAACGCUGGGCAGUGUUGUUUUCAUGUAUGUGUACACGAGCCGUGCACAUCGAAAUCAUCGAAGCCAUGAGUGCUAGCAGCUUCAUUAAUGCACUCAGAAGGUUUUUCGCUAUCAGAGGGCCCGCAAAGCAGCUGCGCUCAGAUUGUGGGACCAAUUUCAUUGGCGCAUGCAGAGAGCUCGGAAUGGAUGGAUCCCUCCCUGACCCGCAUGGCGUGGAGAAGUUUCUGGAGGCACAGAAAUGCAUCUGGGUUUUCAAUCCCCCUCAUUCAUCUCACAUGGGCGGUGUAUGGGAGAGGAUGAUCGGGAUCGCUCGUCGUAUCCUGGACUGCAUGCUUCUGGAAGAUAAGUCACGCCUAACUCAUGAGGUCUUGACGACCCUAAUGGCCGAGGUCAGUGCUAUUAUGAACGCAAGGCCUCUGAUUCCUGUAUCUUCCGAUCCAGAAGCUCCCGUUAUCCUCUCUCCUCUGAUGCUCCUGACUCAGAAAGUCGGCGCUCCUCCACCUCCACCAAGCGACUUCAAGAAAGGAGAGCUUCUCAAGGCAGAAUGGAAGCGUGUCCAAAGUCUGGCGAACACCUUUUGGACUAGGUGGCGCCGAGAGUAUUUGAGCACCCUGCAAGUCCGGCAUAAAUGGGUAAACAAGAGGCCUAAUCUCAAGCAAGGAGAUGUAGUCUUAAUGAAAGAUGCUCAAGCAAAGAGAAACGACUGGCCCACUGCAGUCGUCACAAAGGCUUUUCCGAGCCAGGAUGGACUGGUGAGGAAAGUAGACGUGCGAGUGAUCAAGGAGGGCAAGCCGAAGGUUUACUCCAGACCUGCGACGGAAGUGGUCCUUCUCCUGUCUCCAGAGGACUCUCAAGAUUAAAGUAGUUGUAGAAAUGUGAGGUCCUGUCUCCAAAACCUCAAGCGGGGAGUGUUGUGUUCCGUGUAUAGAGCUGUGUGUUUGUGGGAGCCCCCAGUGGCGAGUGAUAAUAGCGCAGCUUUAUCUACAACAGGAAAUAGUCAUACAGGAAGUUGUGUCAGUCAGUUGGGAAAUUACAUGUGGCAGUCCAGUUUUUGUUAGCUCCACAAUCUGGCUUCAUCCAUCUUCUGGAGACUCGUUAAGCGCAUUGUCUUUUUACAAUAAAGAAUAUAAGAAUAUUCAAGAGCUUCAGUAAUCUCCAAUUCAGAAUCCCGUUCUCCUGGAAUUAUUCGAAGUUCAUGUUUAUGCUGACUGAAUAGCUAGAUUCCAGGAACAUCUAGUGAGAACAGUAC